Messenger RNA from Anoplophora glabripennis (Asian longhorned beetle), 888 nucleotides. RefSeq lists its product as uncharacterized. The transcript has 5 exons. The coding region runs from base 142 to 888 and encodes 248 amino acids. NCBI's taxonomy places the organism in Eukaryota, Metazoa, Arthropoda, Insecta, Coleoptera, Cerambycidae. The record is from RefSeq and is a predicted model, not a curated record.
UUCCAAGAAUUUGCAGCAUUGCCCAUUCGGGCAGAUAUUUGCUCGGAACACUUUAAUCAAACUGAUUUUGAUAUCAAACCUUCGGGCAAAAGAUAUCUGAAAAAAGAUGCAUUACCUAGAGCAGGCCAGUCUACUCAACAAAUGAGUUCAUCAUCAUCUUCUGCAGAGACACCAUCACCAAAACGAUUUAAAACAGAUUUAGAGCCUGAUCAGGAAGUAAUCAUUUACGAUGAUAAUAAAGAAGACAUUGACUUUUUAAAAGGGGAAACAUCUAGCACAUCUACUGCGUCUGAAACCCAAGAUGAAAUUAUCAAGAUGUUACCGGGAGUAGAUACAGAAACUACUGCUGAUACUGCUACUGGCCCUCAAACUAGUUGUAGAGGAAUACUGUCUGUAGUUGUUCCAAAAGUACAACCAUCUAAAAAGGAUACCGUUUUGAAACAGAAGAAAAAAAUUAAAAUCUUACAACAGUCUGUUAGAAGACAUUGGACAUGGGUAAGGACCCUUCAUUCUUUAAUAGAAGUUUUAAAGAAGAAGGCAAUGAUCACGGACAAUGCAGAGACAACUUUAAUGAUAGAAUGGGACGGUAAAACAUUUUUUGGAUAUGUUGACGUAGGCACAAAUGUACAUAGCGAUUCCCUACCAGAAGCAAGAGGCACUGAUGGAUUGAAUGCCGAAGAAAAGGCAGCUUUAGUUAUGAACGGUUUGGAAUUUAUAAACAGCAGUGGGGUAGAAGUAACAUCUCUUACUUUUGACGGAGCUCCCACCAAUUUUAUCAUGGCUUGUCAGUUAGGAGCAAAUUUCAGGGAUACUUCAACAUUGACAAAAUUUUUUUACAUCCAGUUACUAAAGACAAAGUUUUUAUAUUUCCCGAUCCUUGCCAUAUGA